AUGGGGAAAAGUGGUGGAAAGGAGCAAAAGGUGGUGGGAAAUGGGAAAAAUGGUGGAAAACGGGGGAAAAUAGUGGAAAAAGGCAAAAAUGGUGGAAAUGUGAAGAAAAUGGUGAUAAAAAGGGGGCAAAUGGCGGAAAAGGAGGGGGAGAUGGUGGAAAAGGGGCAAAAAGUUCAGCUGGAGGUUGUUUGUGCUGCUGCUGCCGUGCUCUGGCUUUUCCCGUGGCUGGGCUCUCACCUGCCGGGGCUGGAGCCGCUCACCUGUCCCUCCCCUGUCCGGGCACAGGCUCAGCGCUGGCGCAAUGAGAACUACGAGAGGCCCGUGGACCUGGAGGGCUCCGGGGACGACGACCCCUUCGGGGAAGAUGAGCUGGACGACGUCUACUCCGGCUCUGGCUCGGGGUAUUUCGAGCCGGAGCUGGGGCUGGACACGGCCGUGAGCCUGACCAGGGACACGCUGGUGACGCUGCCCACCACGGCGGCCGUGGUGCCCGUCACCGCCGCCCAGCCCGUGGCAACGCCCCUGGAGCCGUCCCCCAGCCCCCAGGACACCGGCCCCGGGCAGGCAACCAGCGCCUUCCUCAUCCCCAGGACCACGGAAGCGCCGGUGGUGCCCGGCUGCCCCACCACCACCACCACCAUGGCCACCACCACCACGAGCAGCACCACAGCGGCCACGGCCAAGCCCACCACCAUCCGGAGGUUCCUGCCCCCCUUGGCCACCAAGGCGGCCACCACCCGGGCCACCACCCUGGAGACGCCCACCACGCCCGUCCCCGAAGGCAGCACCCCGACAGAGGCGGCCACGUCACCCCUUGUCCCCAGCGGCACGGCCAGGCCCAGGGCUCUGCCAAAGCCCAGCACCUCGAGGACUGCAGAGCCCCCCGAGAAAAGCACGGCCCUGCCGCCCACGCUGCCGCCCACAGAGGCCCCCCAGAUGGAGCCGGGGGAGGUGACAACAGUCCCCGACAGCGAGCUGGAGGUCCCGGCCAGCAGCGGCCCCAGCGGGGACUUCGAGAUCCGGGAGGAGGAGGAGACGACUCGUCCCGAGCUGGGGAACGAGGUGAUGGCCGUGGUGACAGCGCCGGCGGGGCCGGGGCCCGGCAGGAACGCGGAGACGGGGCUGGUGGACAACGCGAUAGACUCGGGCAGCUCGGCCGCACAGCUGCCCCAGAAAAACAUCCUGGAGAGGAAAGAGGUGUUGAUAGCGGUGAUCGUGGGCGGUGUGGUGGGCGCCCUUUUCGCCGCCUUCCUGGUGAUGCUGCUCAUCUACCGCAUGAAGAAGAAGGACGAGGGCAGCUACACGCUGGAGGAGCCCAAGCAGGCCAACGUCACCUACCAGAAACCCGACAAGCAGGAGGAGUUCUACGCGUAGCCCGAGAGCCCGCAGUGCCUCACGCUCCCUCCCUCCCCCUCCCCGCUCCAAACCCUCCCUCCUCUCCUCCAUCCAGUCUCUCUCUUUCCCCCCUUCUCUCUCUCUCUCUGUUUGGGAUCAGACUGUGAAUUUACAAAGCAAAACCUGCCGCGGCUGAAGGAGGAAACGUGCCCUUGGCAUGGGGGGCACGGGGUGCCUGGGGCAGCGCCGAGGUGACACCCACUGAGGUGACACCGAGCAGUGAGAUUGAGCAGCGCUGAGGUGACACCGAGCAGUCCUGAGGUCACACUGAGCAGCGCUGAUGUCACACCGAGCAGCGCUGAGGUGACACCGAGCAGCACCGAGGUGACACCGAGCAGCACCAAGGUCACACUGAGCAGCGCUGACGUCACACUGAGCAGCACCGAGGUGACACCGAGCAGCGCUGAGGUGACACUGAGCAGUGCGGAGGUGACUCCGACCGGCACCAGGGUGACACUGAGCAGCACCGGGGUGACACCGAGCACCACUGAGGUGACACCGAGCACCACUGAGGUGACACCGAGCAGCACCGGGGUGACACUGAGCAGCACCGGGGUGACACUGAGCAGCACCGGGGUGACACUGAGCAGCACCGGGGUGACA
Molecule: messenger RNA, 1998 nt
Organism: Ficedula albicollis (Collared flycatcher)
Lineage: Eukaryota; Metazoa; Chordata; Aves; Passeriformes; Muscicapidae
Gene: SDC3
Product: syndecan 3
Exons: 7
Coding region: 1-1374 (457 amino acids)
Biological process (GO): cell migration
Cellular component (GO): membrane; cell surface
Source: RefSeq, a predicted model, not a curated record